Molecule: messenger RNA, 1183 nt
Organism: Humulus lupulus (European hop)
Lineage: Eukaryota; Viridiplantae; Streptophyta; Magnoliopsida; Rosales; Cannabaceae
Product: transcription factor MYB13-like
Exons: 3
Coding region: 84-851 (255 amino acids)
Source: RefSeq, a predicted model, not a curated record
ACAAAAAAGCUCGAGCUCUCUCACACACACACAUAUAUAGAGAGAGAUUUUCGAUAUAGUACUGAUCGAUCUGAACAUCUAACAUGGGCAGAGCUCCUUGCUGUGAAAAGAUGGGGUUGAAGAAAGGUCCAUGGACCCCUGAAGAAGACCAAGUUCUCAUCAACUUUGUCCAGAAAUUUGGCCAUGGAAACUGGCGUGCUCUCCCUAAGCAAGCUGGACUUUUGAGAUGUGGGAAGAGCUGUAGACUGAGGUGGAUUAACUAUCUUCGCCCAGAUAUCAAAAGAGGAAACUUCACACCAGAAGAAGAAGAAACCAUCAUUAACUUGCACCAAAUGCUUGGCAAUAGAUGGUCAGCAAUCGCAGCUAGAUUACCGGGUAGAACUGACAACGAAAUAAAAAACGUAUGGCAUACCCACUUGAAAAAAAGGCUCAUAAAUAAUAAUAAUAAUAAUUCAGAGAAAGAUUUCUCUCCAAAACGACACCGUACUGGCAGGACCAGCAGCAGUGCCAACUCUUCUCCACAACAGAGCUCAUCCUCGAGUGAGUUUUCAACUGAACACGAAACAAGCCAAAACGACAGCAAAGUCAUUGUCGUAAAGGAUGAAGAAUAUGAUCAUCACCAAGUCUCAUCUGGAAGUAGUUCUGAUUUCCCAGAACUCGAUGAGAGCAUGAUCUGGCCGUUGGAUCAAGUGGUCUCGGGUGGUUUUGAUGAUCAUGGUGGUGAUAUGCUACUCCAAAAUGAGUCACUGAUCUUCAAUACUAAUUAUGAUGAUCAAGAUCAAUAUGAUAUGGAGUUUUGGUACGACAUUUUCAUCAAAGCUGGUGGCUCACCAGAAUUACCAGAAUUUUGAUUCGUUAUUAUUAUUAUUAUCAUAAAUUUGAUCGAAAUUAUUUCGGAGCUAGGAAGUGAGUACAGAGAAAUUUCCAACGUUGUAAUUGGCAGUUUUGAACGUUGAAGAGACUAAACGUACGUGGGGGCAUGACAGAGAAAGUUGUCUCUAAUAAUAAUAUCCAUUAUGGUUGACUAUAUAUUUAUCUAGUGUAGCUAGGUCUUUGUAAAAGAUUAGGUUAUUUCAUUUUUUUUGGAAAAUAUAUGUGGACAUUAUUAUUAUUUGUAGAAAUUUUUAUUGACAAGACAAGAACAAUAAAUAAAUAAAUAAAUAAUUAAUAUUGACUUGUUCAA